This is a messenger RNA of Xylaria bambusicola, 1209 nucleotides long. RefSeq lists its product as uncharacterized. The coding region runs from base 1 to 1209 and encodes 402 amino acids. Lineage: Eukaryota; Fungi; Ascomycota; Sordariomycetes; Xylariales; Xylariaceae. The record is from RefSeq and is a predicted model, not a curated record. The transcript has 3 exons.
AUGUACAGAUUCAUCAAUACGAGGCCCAAUCGACGGCAUAAUCGACGACCGGGCCUCCCUCGAAGAUGGUCCCGGUUUAUGUUGUGGCUGUUGGCAUCUGUCUUUGGUCUUAUCCUAGUGGGCGCCGCUUUGCAGUGGCACAAGGGUUCACCACAAUGUAGCUUUCCCCUGAAGGCAGCAGACCCAAACGUGCGACCACACGAGUACCAGAAUACAUUCGCUACAUACAAGCAAUUUGGCCCGAAAUGCCCUAUCUCAUCCCUGGAACUCCACGGCCCGUACGAACCCGUCUGUCCUGACAGACCCUCCAUGCUAGCAGCUAUGUCAUCGGGUGGCCGAAUUGGUCGAGAUGCGAUCUACAUCCCACGUGGCUGUGAUAUGCGGUGGUACACGACGGAAGAGGUCUGUAAAAUUUUGGGUCGGUUUUCACAGGUCAUUCUUGUGGGCGACUCCAUGCUGCGACACGUUAUUGGGGCACUGAACAUCAUCGUGCGAGAAGACCUGGGCUAUGGUGGUGUCACGGAUUGGAACUUUGAUUCUCGAGAGAUGGAGCGGUGUUUUUGUAACGACCAAUUUGACGUUACCGAUUGUUCUGUCCAGGGUAUCUACAAGACUGAAGAUGUUAUCAAGCAUGAUCCUGGGAGUUUGGCUUGCCCUCGCCUAGUGCCGGGUUGGUCAACGGAUCUGAGGAUGGAGCAAAUGGUGCGCCAUCCCAUUGAAGACGUGGAGCUCGAGCGCUUGGAAAAGGCCAUAGACACCAAGUCGAAGUCGAACUCAAGGAAGGCGUUUAUCCUCGGCCACGGGCUAUGGAACAAUCUCGAAUUGGACAAAUCGAAAGCUUGGUUGGACACAGUAGUGAAAAUCAUCGACUCGAGACUGCAGCUCCGCAGGAGAUAUUACCGAAACAUGCCGAUCCUCCUGAUGACACCGAAUGCGGCGGGUGAGAAGAAGCCAGACGAGUAUAUCGUUACUCAGGGCAAUAAGGCCCUGGUCCGCUUCGAGCACGCAAUGGCACAGGAAGCCGCAAAGCAAAAGAUCGACCACCUCGGGACUUGGAAUAUGUCGAUCCAAGCGAAUUUGUACGAUGGUGUACAUAUGGAUAUGAAAGGCAACCUACUCAAGGCCAUGAUGGUGGUGAAUUGGCUACACUUACUGGCGAAAGAGGAGGACGUGGCAAAGAUCCGCCGAGAACCAAUCAUAACAGAGUAA